AUUCUCAUGACAUUCACUUCUUGAACAACGAUCCUUUAACCACCGUGUAGUAAGGUCUAGUGAAACACCUGAGCAAGAGGUUGUAACCGGUGAAGGGCUGUUACAAGUCACAAUACCAAUGGCACAUCAGGAUGACGCGCUCAGCGCGGGGACGCCCGACCCACUCCAGCUGCUGAGCAGUGCUCUCUCUGCACCGGCAGACUCAGCGGAGCAGGGAGAGCGCCUCGUGCAGCUCAGAGUUGUGCUUGAGAACAACCGCCCGAGUCUCAUUCCGAUCAUGAUAUCCAACCUGCUUCCAACGACGGCGAUGAGCGUCGACUCGGUGUUGAAGAGGUGGCUGCUGGACUUGGUGCUGUAUGCAUUGGGUAGUCAGGCGCUUGAUUAUAAUACUCGUACAGGAGUGGCAAUGGAGGUAGUGAGCCACCUUGCUGGGUUGCUCUACGGAACACAUAUCCCGAUCGUGAAGACAGUGAUAUCAUGUUUCUCUUCCAUAUACCCGCUUAUAUUUCGGGCUGUAUGUCAACCUGCGGGUAUGGCCGCUCAAAAGCAAUGGGAAAUCGUGCUCGCUGCCAAGGAUCGCAUCUUCAAACUCUUGGAUUCCCCCACUGCCCCCUUGGGCAUCAAGCUCUGCGCGCUGAAAUUCAUGCAACGUGCAAUUUUAGUACAGGGAAGAGGACCUACCGACCCAAGGUUACAAAAUAUCGCGGAUCCGAAUUUGUCCCUUGUACCCACAGGACACCCAUUCAUAUCCCCGUCUCAAUUGGAAAACGAAGGAGUGGAACUGUUGCAGAAAAUGAUAACCCUUCUGUUCAAGUCAAAUGUGGUCGAAAUCAUUUCCGCAUUAGUCAACUGCUUUGAUGCAUUUGUCCGUCUGCGUCCUGCGUUAGGAGAAGUCAUCCUCCAGACGCUGGAAGUAUGGACGCCGACUGCUCUUGCGGCCCAAUCUCCCACAUCUAUCAGGAGUGUGGAGAGAUCCAUCCGAAUACUUCUCACCCACUGGUUGCGGAGCCCUCACGGACCACCGCACACAGCGCGCGUACAUCAAAUUCUCCAGAAGCAAGCCGAAAGAAUACAGCAGGCCGCUGCAGAAGAGGACCGGCGGCAAGCUACGCUCAAGCGACCAGCACCUUCGGAGGAUGAAAACCCACAUGCUGCACAGCGACUCAGGCUAGACCCAGCCGCCGCCGCGGGGAUGGCAACGCUUGGAGAUCUAAGUGCUUUCGAUGUCAGCACCCUACCGCCUGAGAUGGUGGUUGAUCUUGUUAUAGCCAAUCUGGCCCUGGUAUCGGAGCAGGAGUUGAUGGCUGCUGUUCAGACCGUCCGCCAAGCAUUUGCCGCAGCAACAUCAUCGGUUACGUCCCAGGCUCAACCAGCAGGUGGACUCACCACGCAGGAAGCUAUGGCCUCUGCACUUGUUUCAAGAAUGGAAGACAACGAUGACGAGGACGUUGUGAUGGAGGAGGAAGAAGAAGAGGACGAUGAGGACAUGGAAUAUGAGCCUGAUAAACUGAAUGAGCAACUGAGCCUUGACCUCCCUGCAACAUCAGCCCAUGGUGUUGUGUUAGAGGCGGAUGACGAAGAUGUUCUACAGUCCCUUCGACUAGCGAACUAUGAACUGCCGCUACCAAAACCAGUCGAUCCUGACUCUCGUACAAAGAUGAUCCAGUCUGUCCUGUCACGGCUCUGGGAGAAUGGAAAGGAGACGGAGCUACAGGCUCCAGAAGAGUCCGAUGCUGAGGACAUCAAGGCCGUUGCUGGCUUACCAGCGCAUGAGUUAUGGAUGCUCACCCUUGUGCGCAUGGUCACGCGGGGUUCUACAUCAUCCGGGGAUGACUCGGUUAGUUCCAAGUCAGAAGACGAUUCCCCGCCCCCGGUCCGGACACAUCCUUCAUCCGAUGAUAUCCGGCAGCGAUUAUACGACUUCGUUCUGAGUGAUUUCCCCAAUCGGAUCAAAGUUGCUACAACGUGGUUGACAGAGGAAUGGAUUAAUGAUAAGCGACAUACUCAGGAUGAACUGUUACCGUCUGGCCAUUACGAGAAGUGGCUACGAAUGAUUGUCGAAGAACUAACUAGGGAAGUUGAUUCCAAGGAUAAAUCUCUUAACCGCUUCUUGAUGGAUGUGCCGGUUUUGCCCCCAUUCGUCUUUGGAAUGAUGCGAGAGCUGUGCGUGGUGGAGCAGCGUAUGGCAAUCGGGUUCGGCGUUCUCCGUGAGAUUGCGAUGUCGAGAGAGCCAUUACGAAAACAAGCUCUAGAAAUUGUUUUCGAUCUCACUACUCAUCCUGUGAAGGUCACACGGAAUGCAGCCAUUAUCACCACAAAACGCUGGGUACAGGACAACAGAAAGCUGGAGUCAUAUACUAGGGCAUUUGCUUCGCAGAUGCUUAAAAGAUUGUCUCUUGGAACGGCUGUAUCUAACGACGCGAACAUCAAUGGCGAACCUCCAGAUAUGGACGAGGAAUCAAAGCAUUUGAAUGCGUCUGAAACUGAAACUGCGGAGCCCAAGGCGAGCCCCGCACGUGAAAAGAACCUAGAGUAUGCGACAAGUUAUGUCCCCGAGGUGCCUGUGCCUCCAGUCGACAGAGCCUUGGUGCAACAGUAUCUCGAGUUGUACUUCGUGCUUUGCCUAACGUCCCAGGAGAUGUUGGACGAGAUCUUUGACCGCUACCCCUACAUGGACUCUUCUGUGCAGGAGGCAAUUCAGGAUUUGAUAACGAACUUGGUCAAAACCCUUGGCCAGUCCAAUGGAAAACUUUUGACGUUGUUACGGACCUUCCCCGCAGGCAGCGAAACACUUGCCUUGAGGGUGCUGAACAUUUUGACGGAAACCAGGCGACCCUCCGCUCCACUGGUGGCCUUGAUCAAAGCCAUUGUGGCUGAACGAAAUCUUGACGUCCGUUUUCUCAUGCCAAUCUUAUCUGAAAUGGAAAAGGCGGAUAUCCUACGGUACUUACCCCGUAUCGUUGCCACCCUCACUGGUCAAGCAGCCGAGAAAGCACUUGUUCGCUCCGUUUUCUCCUCGAUCGUCACUGCACCUCCGCAGACAUUCGCAACUUCUUCGAAUCAGCCACGGGCUAAACAAUCGGAGCUGCUCACCCCCGUAGAACUCAUGGUGUUACUGCACCACAUAGACAGAGAUGCGGGGUUGAAACCGACGAUCGAAGCCAUUCAGCUGUGCUUCUCUAUGACAGAUAUAUACCGUUCUGAUGUAUUAGCCGCUGUCAUCCAACAAUUAGUGGAUGAGCCAACACUUCCCACAUUGUUCAUGAGAACUGUCAUCAUGACGGUACAACGUUACAAAACACUAACUCCUUUCGUCUCGACUACUAUUCUCGCUCGGCUUAUUCCCAAGAAAGUUUGGGAACAGCCUCCACUCUGGGAUGGCUUCCUUCGCUGUGCAAAAAUGAUCGCCCCAUCCAGCUACGCCGUGCUGUUACAGCUCCCUAAAGCGCAAUUGCGAGAUGCAGUGUCGAGAGACGCAGACCUUCGUUCGGGACUGAAGGAUUUUAUGGUCAAGAGGGGCGGAAAUAACCGGGCCAGACUUGUGGAGAUAUUCGGAGAGGACGACGAAAGUGGACAUCCUAACAUUACAGGGCACACGGGCUCUUCCCCAGCACCGCCAACGCCCACCCUGCUUCCAAAUGAAAUUGGGGCGACUUAAU
Molecule: messenger RNA, 3659 nt
Organism: Dacryopinax primogenitus
Lineage: Eukaryota; Fungi; Basidiomycota; Dacrymycetes; Dacrymycetales; Dacrymycetaceae
Exons: 15
Coding region: 119-3658 (1179 amino acids)
Cellular component (GO): mRNA cleavage and polyadenylation specificity factor complex
Source: RefSeq, a predicted model, not a curated record